AUUAAUUUUGCUUCUUACAAUAUUGAUGUUCAAACAACCAAUUUAAAAAAUCAUUAUGCUAAACAUCAUCAAAAAGAAUAUCAAACAAUUCUUGCAACAGAAGAAGCCAAAAGAAACCAAGUUAAAAAGACUAAUUUAAAAGAAAAAAAUAUUGGUCAAUUUUUUGCAUCGCUAUUUGAAAAUAGUUUAGUUAUUCAACAGUCUAUCCAACAACAACAAAUUGAAAAAAUUAACGAAGCUCAAGAUGAAGAUUAUUUUACUGAAGAAGAAGAAAUAGAAGUUGUUCAAACUUCGAUUCCUUUAACAAAAAAAAAGAAAAACUGA
Messenger RNA from Racocetra persica, 324 nucleotides. The record is from the annotation of a GenBank genome assembly. Lineage: Eukaryota; Fungi; Glomeromycota; Glomeromycetes; Diversisporales; Gigasporaceae.